Messenger RNA from Tripterygium wilfordii, 2068 nucleotides. Its product is annotated as phosphoglucomutase, cytoplasmic-like. Gene Ontology annotation, cellular component: cytosol. Gene Ontology annotation, biological process: carbohydrate metabolic process. The record is from RefSeq and is a predicted model, not a curated record. The transcript has 19 exons. Gene Ontology annotation, molecular function: magnesium ion binding; phosphoglucomutase activity. Bases 66 to 1817 code for a protein of 583 amino acids. Lineage: Eukaryota; Viridiplantae; Streptophyta; Magnoliopsida; Celastrales; Celastraceae.
AGCUCACACGCACACUCAAACUCUUCUCGCCAUCUUUGCUUUCCUUGAACAUAAAACGCACAAAAAUGGUGAUGUUCAAGGUUUCUCGAGUGGAGACGACGCCGUACGACAGCCAAAAGCCUGGCACUUCUGGUCUCCGCAAGAAGGUGAAAGUUUUCAUCCAACCACACUACUUGCAGAACUUUGUUCAGUCAACAUUCAAUGCCCUUUCAGCUGAAAAAGUCCGAGGUGCAACUCUUGUUGUUUCUGGUGAUGGCCGAUAUUUCUCGAAGGAUGCCAUUCAGAUCAUAACUAGGAUGGCAGCUGCUAAUGGUGUAAGACGUGUUUGGAUUGGUCAAAAUGGACUGCUUUCAACUCCAGCCGUAUCUGCUGUUAUUCGUGAAAGGGUUGGAGUAGAUGGAUCCAGGGCAACAGGAGGAUUUAUAUUGACUGCAAGCCACAAUCCAGGUGGUCCUCAUGAGGACUUUGGAAUAAAAUAUAACAUGGAAAAUGGUGGACCUGCUCCUGAGGGAAUCACGGAUCAGAUCUACGAGAACACUAAAACUAUCAAGGAGUACUUAAUUGCAGAAGAUCUUGAUGUGGAUAUCAGCACAAUAGGUGUCACCAGCUUUAGCGGGCCUGAGGGGCAGUUCAAUGUUGAAGUCUUUGAUUCAGCAAGUGACUAUGUAAAGUUGAUGAAGUCAAUCUUUGACUUCGAAUCCAUUCGGAAGCUACUGACAUCUCCAAAAUUUAGUUUCUGUUAUGACGCAAUGCAUGGAGUUGGUGGAGCUUACGCGAAACCUAUUUUUGUGGAAGAGCUUGGUGCACAAGAGAGCUCGUUGUUGAACUGCACACCCAAGGAGGACUUUGGGGGAGGGCAUCCUGAUCCAAAUCUUACUUAUGCCAAGGAGUUGGUUGUCCGUAUGGGAUUGGGAAAAUCAGAUUCUCAAGGUGAACCACCAGAGUUUGGUGCUGCAUCUGAUGGUGAUGCAGAUCGUAAUAUGAUCCUUGGUAAAAGGUUUUUCGUUACGCCAUCAGACUCUGUUGCUAUCAUUGCUGCAAAUGCAGUUGAAGCAAUACCGUAUUUCUCUGCUGGUCUGAAGGGGGUUGCCAGGAGCAUGCCAACAUCAGCAGCUCUUGAUGUUGUAGCUAAACAUCUGAAUUUGAAAUUUUUUGAGGUACCCACUGGUUGGAAGUUUUUUGGAAAUCUGAUGGAUGCUGGAUUAUGUUCAGUAUGUGGAGAAGAAAGUUUUGGAACUGGCUCUGACCAUAUACGUGAGAAAGAUGGGAUUUGGGCAGUUUUGGCUUGGCUAUCCAUACUUGCCCACAAAAAUAAGGGAAAACUUGAUGGAGAUAAUAAACUUGUCAGUGUUGAAGAUAUAGUUUGCCAGCAUUGGGCUGCAUAUGGUCGCCACUACUAUACCCGAUAUGACUAUGAGAAUGUGGAUGCAGGCGCCGCAAAGGAAUUAAUGGCACAUUUAGUCAAACUGCAGUCUUCCCUUCCGAAAGUGAAUGAUAUUGUGAAGGGGAUACGUUCUGAUGUGUCAAAGGUGAUCCAUGCUGAUGAGUUCGAGUACAAGGAUUCUGUUGAUGGUUCUAUCUCGAAGCACCAGGGUAUUCGUUAUUUGUUUGAGGAUGGUUCUCGAUUGAUCUUCCGCCUCUCAGGAACUGGCUCAGAAGGUGCAACCAUUCGUCUAUACAUCGAGCAGUAUGAAAAGGAUCCAUCAAAGACUGGGAGGGAAUCUCAAGAAGCACUUGCUCCUCUUGUGGAGGUUGCUCUGAAGCUUUCUAAGAUGCAGGAAUUCACCGGACGAUCUGCACCAACUGUAAUUACAUAAAUGUAUGCUGCCAGCGGGGAGUUUACAUACUAAAAACUAUUUUCUUGUUGCGUCAUGGACUAUUACAAACUCCUAAUAAGAUCCAUUUAGGCUUCCUAAAAACUUCACUGCAGCCUUGACUGAGGCUAGUAUUAUUUACUCGAGUUAUGAGAGGAUAUUAAUUUUGUUGCUCAAAAUAAAAUAAAAUCUUCUCUAUGUAUGGCAGUAAUAUAAUAUUGGCUGAAUCAUACUUUUCGUCCUCAAAGUUGUAA